This is a messenger RNA of Arabidopsis lyrata subsp. lyrata, 1660 nucleotides long. RefSeq names its product mitochondrial arginine transporter BAC2. The transcript is spliced from 2 exons. The record is from RefSeq and is a predicted model, not a curated record. Lineage: Eukaryota; Viridiplantae; Streptophyta; Magnoliopsida; Brassicales; Brassicaceae. Gene Ontology annotation, biological process: transmembrane transport. Gene Ontology annotation, molecular function: transmembrane transporter activity. The coding region runs from base 554 to 1444 and encodes 296 amino acids.
AAUCCAUUUUAACUUUAGUGAGUUUUUUUUUUUGUUUGUUUGUUAUUGUAGUCUUUGAAAAGUGAGUGGCUCCUAUAUUGUUUAAAUCUUGGGGGAUAGAGAGAAAUCAUAAAGAAGUGGAGCACUGAGAGUUAUCAAAUUAAAUGAAUGAGGAUCUCUUGUAUAAUACUUAAUAAACAAUUGGAGUGUGAAUAAGCAUGCAUUUAAUUUGAUAAUUAGGAACAUGAUUAUCUUGUUUUUGUUUUUUUUGUUUUAAUUAAAUUAAUAAUGGGGAAUGUGAAAAACAGAGGAAAGUAAAGAGAGUUUUGGGAAGGAGAUGUAGGUGGCGGGAGUGGGUUGGGCGAGAUGAUGGUGACGGUGCAGCUCCAAUCUCAAUCUCAAUCUCAAUCUUUUUUUUGAUUUUUCUCUCUUUUAAACUCACACAAACUGAUUCUCUCUGACUCACUCAUAAUCCUAAUAAUCUCCCCCCGGAUUGUCCUAAUAAUGCACACGGUUUCUUCUAACCAAAAAAAAAAAAGAGGUGACAACGUUCGUACCAUCCCAUCCUUGGGAUAUGGAUUUCUGGCCGGAGUUUAUGGCGACCAGCUGGGGACGAGAGUUCGUCGCCGGUGGUUUCGGAGGUGUUGCCGGAAUCAUCUCCGGCUACCCCUUGGACACCCUCAGAAUUCGCCAGCAACAGAGCUCUAAAUCGGGAUCUGCCUUCUCCAUUCUCCGGCGGAUGCUCGCCGUUGAGGGCCCCACCUCUCUCUACAGAGGCAUGGCUGCGCCUUUGGCCUCCGUCACUUUUCAGAAUGCUAUGGUAUUCCAGAUUUACGCCAUAUUCUCUCGCUCCUUUGAUUCCUCUGUUCCUCUGGAAGAGCCUCCUUCCUACAGAGGCGUUGCUCUUGGAGGUGUUGCCACCGGUGCUGUCCAGAGCCUCUUGCUCACCCCUGUCGAGCUCAUCAAGAUUCGUCUCCAGCUUCAGCAGAGCAAGUCUGGUCCCCUCACCUUGGCCAAGAGUAUCCUUAGGAGUCAGGGCCUCAAGGGGCUUUACAAAGGCCUCACCAUCACUGUGCUCCGAGAUGCUCCCGCUCAUGGCCUCUACUUCUGGACCUAUGAGUACGUCAGAGAAAGGCUUCACCCCGGCUGCCGAAAGACCGGACAAGAAAACCUCAGGACCAUGCUGGCCGCUGGUGGCCUUGCUGGAGUGGCCAGCUGGGUCGCUUGUUAUCCUCUUGAUGUCGUCAAGACCAGACUGCAACAAGGUCAUGGGGCUUACGAGGGCAUUGCCGAUUGUUUUCGCAAGAGCGUCAAACAGGAAGGCUAUACCGUUCUCUGGCGUGGCCUUGGCACUGCAGUUGCCAGGGCCUUUGUGGUCAACGGUGCUAUCUUUGCUGCUUAUGAGGUCGCCUUGCGGUGUUUAUUCACUCAAUUGCCAUCCCCUGAUGUUGUCAAAGGAGAGUGAGUGAGUAAAGGGCAAAGAAGAUUCAUUAGUUGCAGCCUGGACUUGUGAAUGUAGUUAAAUAUUAGCACAUAGUUUGUGAUGGACAUGGAUUGCAUUCGUCUAACAAAUCUGACUCGCUUUAGGGAUCAGGCAGUAUUAAUCACAGAGACAUUCCAAAAGUUGUUUACAAACCCCAAAGAAAACAGAUGAAAUGAAAAUUAUUUUGUUAUAUACUUA